AUGGCGGCCGGAUGGCGGAAGUUCACGGGCCAGUCGCCCUACCCAUCCGUAGCGGCCAAUAGAACGCAAAGUGCCUUUGCCUACGGCGUGAAACAGGACCGGCAGUUCAGACUGGAUUGGGUAAGUGGGACAAUGAAGUAUUUAAAGGGCCCGCGUGGGGUGGGGAGGUCAAAACAACAAAAAAUAAAAGAUUAUUGUGGAGCGGACAAGGAAGAUGAUGGGAAAUAAACUCAGCUUUCACAUGCUAUUCAAUCGGACGCUCAAAAUUCAUAAAGUCUGCUUGAACGCGUUGUCCUUUCUUUAGCCAAGUCCAUUUCAAUGCGGCUGCCCUUUUUUAGCCAAAAUAUAAGCGAUAAAUGCGUGAAGGACUUUUGUUUUGGCCCUAGGAUUCUUGCACUCUUAAGGGCAAUUAAUAAAUUCCUUUGUACAUUGUCUUCUCAAUAUAACCUGAACUUUGCACGCAAAACGGAAAAGAACCAAGGAUAUUGAUUAUAAGCGAGUUGUUGUCAAAUAGGGCUGGUCUAAAACAAAAAAAUAGAACUGGACCUGGAGCAGGCUAGCAUUUACUAGGCGGUCUUAAUAUAGGGGGCAAUGAAAGAGUGACUGUUCACAAAUUGACAGAGGAUGGUUCUCGAAGUGCGAUGCUCUCAGAUUCUUACGAAACUGGGCAAAAAACUAGACUAUAUUUUUUAAGGGCUAUGCGAGAUUUUUAUAUUGCGCUUUGCCCAAGAAAAAGCAAAAUUUUAGGUCGAAAGUCAGCGAACAAUCGAAAUUUUUUGCGAAUUUUGGCGGAGAGAGGUUCACCCUAAUUUUACUAAAGGGAUAGUGAAUUUUAAAAACGACUUUUCUAGGCAAAAUCCACUGAGAUUUGGCCAAACAUCUCCCGUCUCCGGCAUCAAGGUCGCUGAAUAUCCGGGCUGGCUCUACAAAGCGGAGCUUACUAGAAAUUCACCCUUUUUUGCAACGUUUUCGUUGCUCCUUUUACAUUUUGCCCACUAAAUUACAAACUUUGAAGAUUCCUCCUUUAUCCCCCUCCAAGCGUAAUAAGAUAAAAUGCGACACUUUGUCUGACCCAAAACCCGGCAAUUUAAAAUUCGAACCCCAAGUGCCAACUCCUGCCGGUUUAAUUACCCGGCGAAGACAGUUUCAAAAAAUGGAAGCCAAGAAUACGCAAAGAAGUAGGUCGUUUGGAGAGCCCUUGAAGCGUCCACAUUAUCCAUGCCUUCUUCUUUGUGCGUCGCUGCAGCGUCCCUAUUAAUUAUUUAUUGUAAUUUCCUUGGGUUUUUCCCUUCGUACUACACGAGGUUUUGAAGUUUGAGCGGUCAUGGUGAAGUUGUGAAAUAAUUGAUGAAAUACAACUUCCUUGUGUUGCGGAACAAACAAUGAAAGUCUUUUUGGAACUGCUUCCUUUCAGAUACAAGGCCGAGAUUCCGAGAAUGAAACCAAACUUUUGCAAUUUAUUGGCGAACAGCUUGGAGUUGCGCCCCCAACGCCAAACCGGGCUGGAUUGUGGCUAAAAGACGGGGUGAUUCUCUGCAAGUAAGUUGGGUUGAAGAUACGUCUUAGAUAGGGUUGACUGAAAGGGGAAAUAGCUCAAGUGCGACGCUCAGAUUUUGAUGAAACUUGGCACAAAUUUCAAAUAUUUUUUUCUAAGCGAGAAUCUUAGCUUGCGCUUAACUGAGGUUGAAAGUCGACGAAAAUUUUUGACUUUUUGCCAAAUUUCGGCACGAAAACUUGAAAAUUUUCAUGCCUAUUUAUGCUAUAGAGGAUAAUGUUUCCACAAAAAAUCAAUUUUUACCGCACGGAACUUGCAAAGUUAUGAUCAAAAAGUGUUUUUCUCUCUGUCCGUUCUCCGCGUUUAGCGUACUCUCUCGGCGGCAAACAUCGCUCAAUAUCUUGGCGGCGCUUGCAAAGCGCGAGCUAAAACUUUCAGGAAUUGAUAUGUGGCAUAUGGCCAAAGCGUGCGCAAAAUUAAAAGGCAAUUUAAGCGUUGCACUUGGUGUACUUCUCUUGUGAGUUGUGAGGGUUUAGCCGAGAAACCACUUUUGCUGACUAGAGAGCAUUGAAAUUUGGAGUUCGCCCAGAGAGAUAAAGGCUUCUUGGCCAUAAGUCUGCUAACUUUGCGUUGAUUUUUUAUAGCAAUGGGUUCCUUCGAAGUCCUUCGAAGUAGAAAUCAGUAUGAAUUUUUCCAAGACCUCUAAAUCCGACUCUUUCAGGAUUCUGGAAAAGAUGGCCCCGGGCUGUUUGGCACGGCCCUUGAACACCAAAAGAUCGGAAUUCGCAUCCAUCGAGAACAUACGCAACUUCCUCGAAAGUGCCGUUAAACUGGGCUUCGAAGAAGGCCACAUGUUUGAAGUGAGUGAUCUGGUGGAUCAGAAGAACAUGGGGAAGGUCCUGGGUGUGCUUCAGAUGCUGGCCGAUGAAAUUCAGACACGGGUCACUGUCAGAAUCUACUAUUAA
Molecule: messenger RNA, 2460 nt
Organism: Bursaphelenchus xylophilus (pine wood nematode)
Lineage: Eukaryota; Metazoa; Nematoda; Chromadorea; Rhabditida; Aphelenchoididae
Source: the annotation of a GenBank genome assembly